Molecule: messenger RNA, 4229 nt
Organism: Etheostoma spectabile (orangethroat darter)
Lineage: Eukaryota; Metazoa; Chordata; Actinopteri; Perciformes; Percidae
Gene: flot1a
Product: flotillin 1a
Exons: 13
Coding region: 201-1475 (424 amino acids)
Biological process (GO): regulation of receptor internalization; positive regulation of cell-cell adhesion mediated by cadherin; positive regulation of endocytosis
Cellular component (GO): cytoplasmic vesicle; plasma membrane; flotillin complex
Molecular function (GO): protease binding
Source: RefSeq, a predicted model, not a curated record
AACGAUGGGCAUGCUCAACAAAACCCGCUGAGCUGAGCGUCCUGCUCGAAUCUAACCGGAAUAUCCAUCAGCUGGACCAAAAUACAUUCGUUUUAACCCUUUUUAACCGAGACAGACCGCUAUUUAAUCGGUCGUUUCCACCCUACGCCAUCUAAACCACAUCGUUUCUACACUAACCGUCUGAAAGAGGAUCAGCAAACAUGUUCUACACCUGUGGUCCCAACGAAGCUAUGGUGGUGUCAGGCUUCUGCCGGUCUCCUCCCCUGAUGAUACCCGGAGGCAGAGUGUUCGUCAUCCCGUGCAUCCAGCAGUUACAAAGGAUUUCCCUGAACACUCUGACUCUGAAUGUGAAGAGCGACAAGGUCUACACCCGCCACGGGGUGCCCAUCUCUGUCACCGGGAUAGCUCAGAUGAAGAUCCAGGGUCAGAACAAACAGAUGCUGGCUGCAGCCUGCCAGAUGUUCAUGGGGAAGUCAGAGGCCGAGAUCGCUCAGAUCGCCUUGGAGACGCUGGAGGGACACCAGCGGGCCAUCAUCGCCCACCUGACUGUUGAGGAGAUCUACAAGGACCGAAAGAAGUUCUCAGAGCAGGUUUUUAAGGUGGCGUCUUCUGACCUGGUCAACAUGGGCAUCAGCGUGGUCAGCUACACGCUCAAAGAUGUUCACGACGACCAGGAUUAUCUACAUUCACUGGGGAAGGCUCGAACUGCCCAGGUCCAGAAAGACGCCCGCAUUGGAGAGGCCAAGAACAAGAGAGAUGCUGUGAUCAGGGAGGCUCAUGCGAUGCAGGAGAAAGUCUCGGCUCAGUACAAGAAUGAGAUCGACAUGGCGAAGGCCCAGAGGGACUAUGAGCUGAAGAAGGCUGCCUACGACAUUGAGGUCAACACAAAGAAGGCUGAGUCAGAGAUGGCCUACCAGCUGCAGGUAGCGAAGACGAAGCAGCUUAUCGAGGAGGAGAAGAUGCAGGUGCAGGUGGUCGAGCGGACGCAGCAGAUCAUGCUGCAGGAGCAGGAGAUCAGCCGUAGGGAGAAGGAGCUGGAGGCCAAGGUGAAGAAACCUGCGGAGGCGGAGAGGUACCGCCUGGAGAAACUGGCCGAGGCCCAACGUCUAAAGUUGAUCAUGGAGGCGGAGGCCGAAGCCGAGUCCAUCAGGAUGAAAGGUGAGGCCGAGGCGUUUGCAGUGGAGGCCAAGGGUCGCGCCGAGGCAGAGCAGAUGGCGAAGAAGGCAGAGGCCUUCCAGCAGUACAAGGACGGCGCCAUGGUGGACAUGCUGCUGCAGCAGCUACCUCUGAUGGCAGAAGAGAUUAGCCGGCCUCUGUGUGCAGCCAACAAGGUUACCAUGGUAUCCAGUGGAGGCGGGGAGGUGGGCGCAGCCAAGCUGUCAGGAGAGGUGCUGGACAUCAUGGUCCGCCUCCCCGAGGCUGUGGAGAAGCUGACUGGAGUCAACAUCUCCCAGGUGACCUCUCGUACAGGCUGAUGGGAAUCAACCAGUCGGAUGACCAGACAGAUACCCCCCCCCCUGCCCUAGCCUUAUUACCUGUCUGGACUCUUUGCAUGAGUCUGCUUAACACCUAACAGCCUCUCUCCUGUACUCCCAUCACCUCCCCUCCCCCCCACCCCCUAAUACUUUCCACAUAUUUUCUCUUUAAAAAUUCAGGCCUGCGACUUAAUUUACAUUGGUUUGACCCGAUAUUUAAAUGCAUCAAAACAGGCAACAAGUAACUGCAGGCUGUGCAUGCAGUACUUUUUACAUUUUCACUUUCUUCUCUCUGCACGGCACGUUAAUGAGAACGUCUUUAUUCGUCUCCUUUUGUCUCAGUCUCUCCCCGCUGUCUGUUUACUUUUACCUCCAUAACGGCCUGUCCACUGCCUCGCUGCCAAACCGUAAGUGCAUCUUAACGUGAAUGUUUAACACCAACACACAUUCAAAACCUUGAUUUACUAAUGCACUAAUAUUGCAUAGUCUCGACCUAAACCACUGACUUUGGUUUUAGCCAUCACUCAUCUCUCAUCAUGGGAUUCUGAUGGAAUUCAUAUUUAAUUUAUCAAGGGAGAUUAGGGUAAUCAUUUUGACCUUUUAAUCGUUUUAAAGUUGUCAUGGAUGGUUGGAAAUUCAGAUAAUCAAAAUUGUGAUGCCAUCUGUAUAUCGGUUUGCUGUUCUAGGUAUUAGAACUGUAUAUUUAUAGUAUUUUUUUUUUUACAUCUGUCAUUGUUUUCUAUUUCAUAUCUGUGGGUUCUCCAUCCACAAUAACUUCUUCUAGUCUUUUCCUGCUGGAUAAGUGUUAAUACUAUAUAUAGAUAGAUUAUUAUAGGACCCUUUGCAUAAGGCAUACCAGUAUAAUAUAGACAAACAUUAAAACCCUGUGCAGCAGCCCCACACUUUUCUCUGUGAUUUCAUGCAAAAAUAUUAAAUGUUGUGCGUGUUGACUCACUCAAACCCACCUUUAGUUCCAUCUACCCUGACUUCAGGUUCAAUACUAAGCACUUCCGUGUCAAACAUAUUUAUCUAAUUGCUAUUUUUAUAUCUGUCAUCAGAGCACUGCAAUUGUCACUUUCUACUGGAUGCAGGAAAUCCAGCUCAAUUUACUGUUAACCUUUAAAGCUCUUCAUUUAUAAAUCACGAUGAUAUAAAUUUUGUUAUUUAUGAUGAAAGUUUACGACCAGGCAAAAUAGAAAUUUACAGUGAAUCAAAAGCAGUUUUUUUUUCAUAAUCUAAUGCUUUAAUAACAUCAUAGGUAAAGCCCCUCUCCCAAGGACGUUUCCCAAGGACACUUAAACAAAAAAAAAAGAUCUAAGCCAAAACAGGAGCUUGAACCUGGUCUUCUGGACUUUUCCACCCUGUAGCCCAGUAAUGCAAACACUGUACUAAAUGUAUACAGUAAGUAAAGUGGCACCAUUUAUGUUGUUAUAGCAAGUUAUGUAGCAGCUCUAAUAAAGAUGUAGCUUGUAGAACUAAAGGUAAAUAUGGUGCAAAUAUAGCUUUAUUAUGGUAGCAAUGGGAAUACCACAGUCUAACUGUGAGAUAACUGUUGAAAUGCUGAACUAUGUAUCAUUAUUGUUGUUUUUCAAAUGUGAAGAGAUGUGCAUGAGAUGCUAAAGAGUCACUUAGAUUACUGAUUGUCAGAUGAUGCCAGCUUGUACUUCAGGGAAAAGGAUGUAUUCAUAUUUGGUGGUCAGAUCAUUUCUUCUCUAGUCAAUCUUACUGUAUUGUGUGCUGUGUCUUUGUGUUAACGUAUUACUUUAUGAUACAAAGUUAAUAUCAAACAAUCCAUUGUAAGGAAGUUAAAAUCUCUCAGUAUAUUUGUAAUUUAUCAUCUUAGAGUCGAUGCAUCUGUCUAUGAUACGCUAGCGAGGGUUUACGAGCUAGCUCUGAAGUGUUGCAACUUGCCUUACAUCGUAACCCUAUUACACUGUCGUCCUCCAUCAUAAGCUCUGGGGAAAAACGUGUUUUUGUAUCAGCAAGACAUCAAAAAGAAUUUAAACUUUUAGGAAUCACACGAUGGACAACGCAUUUGCUUUUCUUUAGAUUUUGAAAAUGAAUUGCAUGUCUGAUUUGGUUUGACUGAGCUGUAUGAUGUAUGGCACUAAAUGUAACCAUAAUAGUCCUUUUUAUUUUAACACCUCACUGUUUGUCCGUCAGCCGUCUGCCCUGCUGAUUACUGCACAGCCAAAUCACAUGGAUUGAAAUAGAUCAAUAGGAUCAAUAGGAUUUUUCUGAAGGUAUAUUUCAUUUAUUUGAAGGUUAUUUUGCAUGCAUAUCCAUGCCUGUUAGUCACACUUUCGCUCUAAUUUAUUCUUGCAUAUGUUUUAAGUCAGGACGCUGUACUCUACUGUGGGAUUACCAAAGUAGGAGAUUUUUUCAUCAGCUUUAGAAAAGGAAAUGUGAUCUUUGUUGUGAUCUCUGAAAUUCUGUGUUUUAAGUGGAAUCAUACUCUGAAGUGACACUACAUGUGGAUAUAGAUGUAUUUAUACAGUAUAUAUUUGAUAUUUAAUGCAGUAUCAGUGUAGCACUGUUAGCUUCACAGGUCACCAUUAACAACUAACUUUUACUAACAGCAGUGUUUCACUAUAAAUGUAUUUACGCUAUUAUCCGUUACAGAGUUUUCUGUUUUAUUGCAACUCAGUAGUAAAGUUCGGCCAAGGAUAAUGGCACUUUGUUGCUUUUUAAUUACUGUCUGUGAACUUCAGGUUCUGAUUUUUUUUUUCUGGAAAUUGUUAUUCUACAAAGCUC